Molecule: messenger RNA, 273 nt
Organism: Echinostoma caproni
Lineage: Eukaryota; Metazoa; Platyhelminthes; Trematoda; Plagiorchiida; Echinostomatidae
Source: the annotation of a GenBank genome assembly
CAGCACGAGCAACAAAAACUUCCGGUUCAAGGUGACCUGGAAAGCUCUAAACCUGGUGUGAUUGCGGAAUCUGUUUCGGCUGCGGUCCAGUCAGCCACCGCCGUCGAACCCCAGUCGCCAAAAUCUGAAUGCCGUAGUACGCCAGACCGGUCAGAACCGACUGCAGCCAAGUCGGAGGUACUCCCUGCAAAAUCUAACAAGCAACAACAACAAAGACGUCGUAAACACGGACGGCGCAAGGCCCGGGAUGACUGGCCGGAUGACGAUGACUAA